Molecule: messenger RNA, 1244 nt
Organism: Hyposmocoma kahamanoa
Lineage: Eukaryota; Metazoa; Arthropoda; Insecta; Lepidoptera; Cosmopterigidae
Exons: 4
Coding region: 66-665 (199 amino acids)
Biological process (GO): maturation of SSU-rRNA from tricistronic rRNA transcript (SSU-rRNA, 5.8S rRNA, LSU-rRNA)
Cellular component (GO): nucleus
Source: RefSeq, a predicted model, not a curated record
AAAUAAGUUCCUAAACAAUUUUGUAAGAAUAUCUGAAAUAAUAACAGUUAACUGCAGUUAUAAAAAUGUUGUACGACGAUUUUCAACCCGUUGUGGAUUUAGUGCUAAAUAACUGGACAGCACUCCAGCUUGCGGUAGAACACGGUAUGGGUGCGCCUGGGGGAGAAAAGACAGCUCAACUGAUGUCAGUGUACAUAGCAAGAUACUGCGUGGAAAAUAUUGUCGACCGAGACGAGCUGACCGAGGUGCUCGAAGAUCUCAUGGAUGAAGAAUUCGAUACUGUUUGCCAUGACAAUUCUCCUAAAGAAAUAGCAUCGGUGUUACUACUGUACCUUAGCUUGCUCAAAGAAGGUAGACAUGACGAACUUAGAGCCCGAAUAGAAGCAAUGCCCAAAUGCCAGAAGUGGCUUAGUCAGCCCAUACAUGAAUCUGUUCCACCACAGUACCAUGGCAAUCCCGAUGAUGAUACAACGAGCAGCAGCAGCGAAGAAGAUGACGAUUCAGAGCCGAUGAACGAUGAUCUUCCAAUGUAUGCUGCUCCCUCGAGCAACGUUGACCAUCCAAGUGUUGACACCAGCCAACCGUCAUCAUCACAAACUGAGCCAAUGGACGAGGAUGAACUAGAACCCGGAUGGACAGUUGUACGAACGCGGAGGAGGAAAUAAAAUAUAUUAAAACUAUUUAUAAUGUAAUUUUAAUAUUUAUAUUUGUUGUUAGUUGUGCCACUGUACUUGUUAAGCAGUGUAUUCAGUAUUCUGCAUAGCCGUCAACACAAAGAGACUACACUAUGUAAUGAUAGGGUUGUGGUCAAUUUUAUGAGGAAUGGACGAGGCCAAUAAGAAAGAUGGAACCUCAGUUAUUGUUGGAAAAGGGCAAUUAGUAUGUACAUAUAUACGAAAGAAACUAAUCACUAAGGCGGUGCCAGUGCAUUAUUAAAGGUUAGAAUUACAUAAGAAGUCACAAAGGAGAGAUCUGAUUAAUAUAAAAUCGAAAGAUAACCUAUUUGUGAUCCAAACCUUCCAAUUUCACCGUUAUCUUUGCUUAGUGUUUCUGCAGUGACAGAUAUCAAAACUAUUGGAAUGCUAUGAAAAUCAAAACGUUUUUAUUUAAUUAAAUGUACUUACAGCUCUGGCCAAAAGCUACAAAGCUGGUCCCUGUUUUUAACUUUUUUGCCAAAGCUAUCUAGAUCUUCACGCCACCUAUGAGGCCUAACUCGAUGCUGGAGAAUAUCACUCGAUAUGGAU